This is a messenger RNA of Nothoprocta perdicaria, 3401 nucleotides long. RefSeq names its product F-box and leucine rich repeat protein 4 (gene FBXL4). Gene Ontology annotation, cellular component: SCF ubiquitin ligase complex. Lineage: Eukaryota; Metazoa; Chordata; Aves; Tinamiformes; Tinamidae. Gene Ontology annotation, molecular function: protein binding. The coding region runs from base 270 to 1985 and encodes 571 amino acids. The record is from RefSeq and is a predicted model, not a curated record. The transcript has 10 exons. Gene Ontology annotation, biological process: SCF-dependent proteasomal ubiquitin-dependent protein catabolic process.
GCUCGUGUGGGCUGCGACACUAAUGAGCUCUAGCAGGAAGGAAGGAUGUAAAAUGCUUUCUCUGGAGACUUUAGCUUCUGAUAGUUGGAUUCUGAAGAUUUACUUUUUUGCUUGUCUUACUGGAAGAUGGCUAAAUGGUGCUGAAUCCUUCAGGAGUGAGUGAACACUGCCAUGGACAACUUCAAAGGCUCUUUCUUGAAGCACCACAAGCAGUUAAUGCACCUUCUAAAGGACUCCUGACCUUUUGCAGCUCCGUAACUCAUAUCUAGAUGUCACCCGUGUUUCCCAUGUUAACAGUUCUGAGCAUGUUUUACUACAUGUGCCUUCGGCGCCGAGCUAGGACAGCCACAAGGGGAGAAAUGAACAGCCGGAGAGCCCUCGAAUCCAAUACCAGAGCCUUACCUAUCAACGUGGAAAUCGUGCAGUACGCCAAAGAAGUGCUGGAUUUCAGCUCUCAUUAUGGAAGCGAAAACAGCAUGUCCUACACCAUGUGGAAUUUAGCAGGUAUUCCCAACGUGUACCCCAGCUCCGGGGACUUCACGCAGACCGCCGUGUUCCGAACGUACGGCACGUGGUGGGAGCACUGCCCCAGCGCUCGCUCGCCCUUCCAGAGGACGCCGCCCGCCUUCUGCAGCCAGGACUACGUGGAGCUGGCCUUUGAGGAGCCCGUGUACCCCACAGCGGUGCAUAUUCUGGAGACCUACCACCCCGGGGCUGUAGUCAGGAUUUUGGCAUGCUCUGCAAAUCCGUACUCACAAAAUCCGCCAGCUGAAGUAAGGUGGGAAAUUCUUUGGUCUGAGGCACCCACAAAGGUGAACGGUCCCCAAGCUCGACAGUUCACACCUUGUAUCAAACAGAUAAACUUUCCCACCAACUUAAUUCGCCUGGAAGUCAACAGUUCUCUCCUGGACUAUUACACUGAAUUAGAUGCAGUAGUACUGCAUGGUGUGAAAGAGAGGCCUGUGCUCUCCCUUAAGACUUCAAUGAUUGAUAUGAAUGAUAUUGAUGAGGAUGAGGAUGACGAGAAGUAUGGCUGUGGAAUGGACACUCUUAAUAAGCAAUUCAGCGUUGUUACCCUCAGGGAGUGGCCAACUAAUGGAUAUUUUGAUAAACUGCCUUAUGAGCUCAUCCAGUUGAUUCUGAGUCACCUCACGGUACCAGACCUGUGUAGACUAGCACAAACUUGCAAGCUCCUCUAUCAACAUUGCUGUGACCCGCUCCAGUACAUUCAUCUCAGUUUACAACCUUACUGGGCGAGGAUUAACGACGCCUCUCUGGAAUACCUGCAGUCCCGCUGCACUCUCAUCCAGUGGCUGAAUUUGUCUUGGACUGGAAACAGGGGAGCCAUCUCUGUUUCUGGAUUUAGCAGGUUCUUGAAAGUUUGUGGCUCUGAGCUUGUGCGCCUUGAGUUGUCCUGUGGUCAUUUCCUCAAUGAGACGUGUUUGGAGGUCAUUACUGAACUCUGUCCAAAUCUUCAGGAGCUGAAUCUUUCCUCAUGCGAUAAGAUACCACCUCAGGCUUUCAACCACAUAGCCAAAGUGGGCAGCCUUAAGCGUCUCAUUCUUUACCGAACGAAAGUGGAGCAAACAGCACUGCUCAGUAUCCUGAAUUUCUGUUCGGAACUUCAGCACCUCAGCCUGGGGAGCUGCGUCAUGAUUGAAGACUAUGAUCUCAUAGCAAGCAUGAUGGGAGCAAAAUGCAAAAAGCUUCGCAGCCUGGAUCUGUGGAGAUGUAAGAACAUAACUGAAAACGGAAUAGCAGAGCUGGCCUCGGGCUGCCAGCUUUUGGAAGAACUCGAUCUUGGCUGGUGCCCUACGUUGCAGAGCAGUACAGGCUGUUUCACCAACCUGGCACGCAGGCUGCCCAACUUGCAGAAGCUCUUCCUGACAGCCAACAGGUCUGUGUGCGACUCCGACAUCGAAGAGCUCGCUGCCAACUGCACUCGCCUCCGGCAGCUGGACAUACUGGGCACAAGGAUGAUGUAGUGAUGUUUUACAGUCCAGCCUAAGCGACCCAACAGAUAAAUGCAAGAACCUUCCACCUGAACUUAUAGCAGAAACGAGAGAGAGAGAAUUGCCAGCUGCCUCUUGGUAUUGGAUAUAAAGUGUGAGCCAGGUACUUAGUGUCCUAAAUGAUAAUUUGUAGAGAACUCCAAAACCAUUUUCUUUUCAAAUUUCUCCUGUGGUCAAGACUGUGUUGAUGUGUGAUACGUCUGCUUAUCAUGCAAAUGAAAAUCAAUACCUAGGAUAAUGCUUUAGCAACUGUAUAUAUGAUUCCUCUUUUAUAGGAAUCCAACAUGGUGCCAAGUGUAAAAGCAAACAUUUUUGUUCAGCAAAAUAGCAAUGAAAAUAGUGCUUGUGAAACAAGGGCAAUAUGAUGUGGUAACUUAUUAGUUUAUGGUACUUGUUUUGUGUUCUUUCCAAGAGAGGUGACAGCUCCAAGUACUAUUGGACUGUCUCUCUCCUUAACACUGUUUAGCCUUUGGAGAAGGAAGGCUGUGUUGAUGGAUGAAUUCCAGAGCUUUCUUCCUACUCCUCUUGCGAUUCCUCAGAUGAAGUUUUCUUUUUGUUUUGUUUUCUUUUGAUUACUGCUGCAAAAGCGUGUUGCUCUUCACAGCUUGAGUUUGUCACUGUACAUUUUUAUCCACUGUUGGUGAACGUGGACCAUAAAACACAGCCUGUCGUUUGGAAGCUGCCGUAAAGGCAGAGACACCGGAGCCCCCACGGAUUCCUGGUGACCCGCUGGAAGAACAGGCAAAACGUUCCGUGUGGCCGAAGCACCGUGUGACGCUGCAAAGGGCACUUCAGCGUAUGCAGUAAUCCCUGCUCGCUGCAAAGGAGAGCCUCGAGCCGCUGAGGAUUUGGCAGCCUCGGAGACUCUUGAAUGAACGCGCCGAUACUUUAUAAACCAUGUCGUGGGACAGCGACAGAACACAUCUGACUUUAUAUAAGACCUUUUUUCUGAUUUUUCUUUUUUUAAUUUACCUAAUCUUCUGAGAAUUUCAGAUCCAAAGAAGGGCAUGUACCUGUCUUCCCCUUGCCCCCUUCUCUCCACAGAGAUGGCACUACGGGAUUUCUAGCUAGGUUGCACUAUUCCAUUUUUUUCUUCCCUAGAAACCUGGAGAUUCCUAGAAAACUUUAAACUUAGAUUUUUUUUUUUUUUUUAUUCUUCCUCACUGACAGAUGUCAGCUUUGGUGUGAUUCUGUGCGAGACCUCAUUCCUUUCAGUCAGGUUUGGGUUGGUUUAUGUUUCUGGGAACUUAAUUUUUAAUAUUAUUUUAUCUCAAGUAAUGUUGUUCAUAGUAAUUGAGGAUUAGACAUUAUUGUCCUAGCUGUAGAAGAACAUAGGUUCAGAAAAUGAGAGUUUACAAAUACCAGGACUUUAAAAUAAAUGUGUUUUGU